AUGACGCUUAUAUCCAUGAAGUACCCAGGUGAUGAUUUUGUCAACAGGCUUUUAUCAAGCAGUCACAUUCUUGAAGACUUAAUGGUGGAGCAAUGUCUUGAUGACAAUGUGACUGUUUUCACCGUUAGAGUGCCUUCUCUAAAGCAGUUAUUCGUCUGUAAAUCACCAGGCAAACAUAGAGAUGCUGCAGAUGGGUUUGUGAUAAAUGCUCCUUCUUUGGAGUCAUUGGAGAUUCUUGAUUAUACGGGUGGGUUUUGUGUCAUUGAGAAUGAGAUGCCUAAUAUUGUAAUAGCAGAUAUUGACUUGAAUCAUAGUCAGCCCGUGAAUAUAUUGAGUUCUGUUACUUCAGUCAAGUUUCUCUAUUUAUGUUUAUCAACGGCAGAGGAUGCAUAUCCUGUUGGUAGUGUCUUCCAUCAUCUUGUAUGUUUAACGGCCAACACAGUCGCACGAUCAUAUACCGAACAUGGCCAUUGUAAACUUUAG
This is a messenger RNA of Capsella rubella, 483 nucleotides long. Its product is annotated as putative FBD-associated F-box protein At5g50270. Lineage: Eukaryota; Viridiplantae; Streptophyta; Magnoliopsida; Brassicales; Brassicaceae. The transcript has 2 exons. Bases 1 to 483 code for a protein of 160 amino acids. The record is from RefSeq and is a predicted model, not a curated record.